AUGUUGGAAAAAACUUUUAAAAAUGAAGAUUUAGGAAUUGAGUUAAAAUCUUAUAUUGACAAACAGCAAAAUGUCUGGUUUUGUGGGAAAGAUGUUGCUCGAUUACUUAAAUAUAAAGAAACUAAUCAAGCAAUUAGAAAACAUGUUGAUGAUGAAGACAAAAAAAGCUUACCCGUAAAAACAACGGGUUAGGUUAGAUGGUAUACUUUUGUAAAUGAAUCAGGUUUUUAUUCUCUUGUUUUAUCCUCAAAAUUAGAAACUGCAAAAAAGUUUAAACAUUGGAUUACCUCACAAGUUCUUCCAUCUAUUCGCAAAUAUGGCUAUUUUAAAAUGUUUAAUAACCCGAGUAACAAAAUGUUUAAAAUAGAAAAUGAAAACGAUCUUCAUUACAAAGUUGUUCAACUAAUUAGAAAUUAUUAUCCAAAUUCUAUAUUAGUAGCCGGACUUGGAGAAAAUCAAGAUACGAUGAAAAGAGACUAG
This is a messenger RNA of Porites evermanni, 480 nucleotides long. The record is from the annotation of a GenBank genome assembly. Lineage: Eukaryota; Metazoa; Cnidaria; Anthozoa; Scleractinia; Poritidae.